AUGAUGUGGGUCAGGGCGGUUUGGAAAGAGCCAAAUGGAGAGGAGGAGGGAGUCAUCCCCGAGGUUUGGGUGAAGGACAACAUGGUACACUGGCCACCAGGGGCUAAUGUAACUAAAGCAGCUAAAGAGAUGCGAACGCCAACAAGUAGCUGGAAAAUGUUUCCACUGCUGAAAAUCAAAUUCAAGUCAAAUAAUCAGGAAGAGUGUGAAGCCUUCGACCAAACAAGUACUGCAGAGAUCAGUGAGGAAGAAUGUGGUCCUGUCAAGAGGGUAUCAAAGAAAAAAAUAUACCCAGGGUUUAUUUUAGAUGAGGAUGAGCAUGAAAGCAGGACGAAGCGGAUCGGUCUGUCCUUUCCAAAACCACCAAGGAUUCAAGAAAUGUCUAGCCAGGCAUUAGGAUCAGAAGAAAAUGAUUAUAAAUCCAGGUCCAGGAGUCCAUUCCAUGACUCUCUGCUCCAAAGUUCUCGCUCUCUAUCCCAGUGGUCCCACACUCCCAGCCACAGCACUGUACGCCAACAGUCCCACACUCUGCGCCACACCACUUCACGCCACCGGUCCCAAUCUCCAACCCACAGCACCCCACGCCAGCGGUCCCGCACGCCACACCACACCACUUCAUGCCACCAGUACCAGUCUCCAACCCACAGCACCCCACGCCAGUGGUCCCGCACUCCACGCCACAGCUAUUCACGCCCACGGGACAGCUCUCCACACCAGCGCUCCAGCUCUUCUUAUGAGUGCUCCCAAAGACCAGCUAGGGAAAACCAGCACAGAGAGGGUGGAGAGCUAUUCCCAUUAGAUAAUGGAAAAUUCCAAAGGCGGGUCCUUUAUCUUCUUUCUGAUAUUCGGGCAAAGCUGUCAGAGGUGGGCCAAAACCGUGAGCCCCCAGAGUCUCAGUUCCACCUUGAGAAAAUGAACAGCAGGCGUGAGCUAAAAAAUCUGGAAGGGCAACUGGCUGUUGAAGAAAAGAGGAAUGUGAUGGUGUCUCGGUUAGUCAGGAUUGGGGGUGCAGACCUUGAGGACUGUGUAAAAAAUAUGAUGAAAAGAGUUCUUACCAACAGAUUGAUGGCAACAAUGAACAUGGAUGGCUCAGGGGUGAAGAAGGCCUUUGGAAAAACACGGCUAUGCCGUGUUAUGAUAGGUGCUGUACAGCAGUCGAAACCUUCUGCGUCAGAGGCCGAAAUAAAGAAAUACAUGGGCAGCUAUCUCCGGUCUGCUCCUGAUAGAUAUGGGGGUAUGGGACGGCAAAAGGGGAAAUCGUCCAUUGAGGUCUGUUCAGACUCUGAAUAAGUAGAAUGCACCAAUUGUUUAUCUACAAUGUUUCUGUUCAUUAAAUUGUUUAUCUACGAAACAAAUUACAAAAUUGGUUUUAUUUUAAUUUAACUUGCUCUUUGUUUUUGAGAGAAGGUCUUGAGAGCUUUGAUGUAAAAACCUGUAAUAUGUCUGUCGUGAUGACACAAAAUGCAAUUGUUCAUCAAUUAAGAUUUAUAUCAGAUUAAAAUUUAUAUAUAAAAUUCUGAUAUAAACCAGUGGAUUUAAUAAAACACGUCUUGCAUUUAAUACUGUUUUGUCAUUAUUCUUGUGGUCUAGAAUAG
This is a messenger RNA of Carassius gibelio (silver crucian carp), 1595 nucleotides long. RefSeq lists its product as uncharacterized. The record is from RefSeq and is a predicted model, not a curated record. The transcript has 8 exons. Bases 1 to 1290 code for a protein of 429 amino acids. NCBI's taxonomy places the organism in Eukaryota, Metazoa, Chordata, Actinopteri, Cypriniformes, Cyprinidae.